Molecule: messenger RNA, 3592 nt
Organism: Meleagris gallopavo (turkey)
Lineage: Eukaryota; Metazoa; Chordata; Aves; Galliformes; Phasianidae
Source: RefSeq, a predicted model, not a curated record
AUUCUGAAAACUCUUGCUGGAAAAAACUGUGUGAAAAUCUAAAUAUUACAUACAUGACUUUUAAAACCAUCCUCCCUGAAACAAUACAAAUGGGUAAGUGCAAACAAUUGGACUGACUGAGAAAAGUAUUUUCUAUUCUAUGAAAUGCUACAUUUAUAUGUGGGCUGAGAAUGAAUCAUAAAUUAUGCAGGAUAAAACUAGGCAAAUACUGCUGAUUAUAUAAUACAGAAAGAUACGAAGAUGUUUUUCUUGGGUAUAUGAUAUUAUGUUUGGACAGAAUGUCGUAGUAAGUGUUGGUGAUCUCUUAUAAAAUACUUCUGCCAAGUUUACAGUUUGUUGACAGUUGAUAAAAGCUGUAUCUAGCCUUCCUCAUGCUGAUGGAAUAUUGCUGUGAAUCUAAAAGAACAAAUCUAAGCUAGAGCUUAGUUUGGAAGGGGUUCAGAAGAGUUUAAUUUUGGGGGGAAAAAAUAGCAUAUAAUAGAAGCAUUAUAAUGGGGAUGAAUAAAAGCUGCAUAUUUUGAACAUACAUCAAUUCAAAUACUGAAAUAUAUAUUGAAAUUUUUGCUCACUAAACUAUUAUCUUACGUAUGCAAAAUGUUUCAGGAAAUCACUGUGUUUCUUCUCUUCUGGAGGUACAGAUUCCUUACGUGUUUCUCACCACUGAAGGUCUUCUUAAUAUGCCAGAUUUUCUUCAGAUUUUGGAAUCUCACUACAGCAUUACUUUUGUUGAAAGAAGCUGCAGUUACUCCUUAAGGCUACUUGGAGAUACAGACCGAUAUGUUGUGUUGACAGUAGAUGAACGUACUGCUAUCUUCUUGCAGAAUAUGGAUGAAUUAAAUCAUGAGAAGUCCUGCGACAGUGUAAUAUCAAAGCUGAUAGCAUUAUCGCUCCAGUAUACAUGCUGUUGGGUUGUUUUCUGCUCCAGAGAAAGACUGAGUUUGGAGUACAGUCUCAGGGGAGAUACUCUUCUCAGCCUUGUCUUAAUUUAUGCCACUUUGAUAGAAUUUACAAAGAAGUCAGAAGACUUUGAAGUGAAGGUAGUUCUUACACCAGGGAUUGAAGAGGCAGCACUGCUAGUUCGUCAAAUAGCUGACAACAUUUUGAUGGCAUCUAGUUUCAGUCCUCAUGAAUGGCUGGACAAAUCUUGGCUUUCUGUCUUGCCAUCUGAGAUGGAGAAACGCUUGCUUGCUUUUCCUUGUAUCAACCCUCUGGUUGCUCAGCUGAUGUUAAAGAAGGAAUCUUCUUUGAACAAGCUCUUUCUGGCAAGUUUUGAUCAACUUCAGGAAUUAUUACCAGAGGUUCCAAAAAAAGUUCUAAAGCAUUUUAGUGACAUUACCUCUUCGUACUGCACAAAUGCUGCUGCGCCGCUGAAAACAACAGUGAAACGUUCAUCACCUGCAGAAAACUGGAAUACCUUUAAAAGACUCUAUCCAAAUUAUAAGCAAAAUUCUCAGUCUUUAGAGUUGCUACCUAAGGCACAAACCAGCACAGGGCCAUUUCAUGUGAAUUCUGAAGCCACAUUUCUUCCAUUGAAACAUAAUCAAGGUUUUAUCAACUCCGACCUUUCAAGCUAUAUGCAUGAGAGACCAUGUUUUUCAGAAGUAGCUCCGGAGAGGAAACAGAAUUUCUUUGUCGUAUCAAAGGGCUGUGAAGAUUUUGCUUAUCUAAAUGCUACAAAUUCUUUUUAUGUUAAAGGUCAGGCUUUCAGGACACACUGUAUCUCUGAUCAUUCCUCCAAGAAUUCUGAAAAAGAUUUCUUUACAACUUUCAGUGACUGUGUACCUCCUGACAGCUCUACAGCUUUUCUGGAAGAAUUUAGAGGCACAGCAUUUAAGAGCCCAGAAAUUCAGGUUUAUGAGAUUCCAUGGAAUGACUUUUCAUCCACUUCGACACAGAGUUCAUUUGCACCUAACUUAAUUCACUCUGAUUCCCCUGUUGAUCCAGAUGAAAUUCAAACUCUGUUUUUCCAAAACCAAGGUCAAGAACUUUCAGGAAAGAGAAAGCGAAGUCCACUACUCUUAUGGGCAAAAGGAAAAAAAAUAUCAGAUUUGGGAUCUGAAGAAGUACCGAGAAUUAAAAAAAGGAGAUUGAUGUAUGAAAGAGUACCUGGAAGAGCAGAUGGACAAACACGUCUUAAGUUCUUUUGAAUUGAAUAGUGACUUGCCACAUCUUUUCUUUUUGUGUUUCCUUCCCAGUCCUUAAACCAUUUGAGUGGAAAUUUAUUACAUUUUUGUUGUUGUUGUUGUUCAUUUUUAAAGAGAAAAUAGUGUUUGGGAUUUCUGGCUAAGUAAGGAUUUCUUUUUUUAGUUCUCACUAAACAAACCAGUUCCUCUAAGCGGGAGAAUUACUGAUGUGAGCAAUUCACUGUUUGUUCAUAUACAUUGUAUAAAGUUACCUUGUGGUUUUUUUAUUUAAAAAAGAAAAAAGAAAUAACAUGCUAAAGCAUGUUGAGUUUUCAAACAACCUAUGUUUCCUCCCUGAGCGUGCAGGCUUCCACAUUUUAUAGCAGGACUGGAUUUGCCUUUAUCUCAAAACUGAUGAUGAAGUCUUAGAAAUUCCUUGUGUAUAGAGCAAGAGAUCUUUCUGUUUGUCCUUUGGGUUCAAUUCCACUUCAUUCCUUCUGACAGCUCCUCUGGGAGCCUGUGAUGUUAUAAGUUCCUUCAUGGCUUGAGUGUAGUUUUAGUCAUAAUCAACCUUCAGAAACAACACACUUAUUAUGUGGACAGCACAUGAAAGACAGCUGAAGUUUAUGAUUCUCAUAGAUUUGAUUCAGAAGAUAAUGCUGUGACUCUAGCUUUCCACAUAAUCUAGUGGAGGCUGUUGAUGUACCCAUUUUUCAGCCUGCUACACUGCUUCUGUGUGAAAGAAGAUGAGAAUCAUGUAGGAGACAACACCAGAAAUUCUAGGCUACAGCAAGAAAGCAUAGGAGAUUGGACAACAAAAAAAAUCAUCUCAUUUGCAAGCUGCAGAAGAGAGGAUGUGUCCAACUCCCCACUCUCCAUCAAAAGAUUUGACAACAGAGCUAGAAAUAUUUGUGGAGGCAGUGGUAGAGGGUAACUGCAUGCUGCUGCUGGCAUGCACACUCUGCCAGCUUCAGAAAAUUAGUGUCUGUUCGGUGACUUUCCAUUCAGAUGAGUCAGUUUUCAAACUCGCUUUUUUUGUUUCUUAAGUUUAAUGCAGUAACAGAAAAAAGACAUAUUUAUGGUUGAGGUCUGCAAUAAAAUAAUUUGUUGAUAUUGAGUCUUCAUUAAGCACAUACUUAUUAUCUGAAUAAAUACAGCCAGUUCUUAAAGGAGCAGCUUUGGCUUCUCUGAUGGUUAACUGAGAACUCCUAGAAGUACAGUGUCAGUUCCAAGAGUAAUCGUAGUUCACAGUAAUAUCUGCAGGUCAUUUGUAUCCAAACUGUUAGCAGGAUUUCCAAAAAUACUUUUCAUUUGUAAUAUUAAUAAAAUCUUUUGUAGGAUUGUAAAUUUGCCAGUGUUCCCAUGUUUGACCAGUACAAAAUAGUUACUAAAAUAAAAGUUGCAUUUUGCUCACUAUUUCUGGCCCAUUUUUGUGGUUGCUUGACCUAACCAUUUUCCAUCUCUUUACA